Messenger RNA from Lathyrus oleraceus (garden pea), 1504 nucleotides. Its product is annotated as probable aspartic proteinase GIP2. The record is from RefSeq and is a predicted model, not a curated record. Bases 73 to 1356 code for a protein of 427 amino acids. Gene Ontology annotation, molecular function: aspartic-type endopeptidase activity. NCBI's taxonomy places the organism in Eukaryota, Viridiplantae, Streptophyta, Magnoliopsida, Fabales, Fabaceae. Gene Ontology annotation, biological process: proteolysis. The transcript has a single exon.
ACAUUUUCUUCAUACACAUUUAUUUCUAUAUAAAGUAAUCCCUCACAUGCAUCAAACACUCAUCAAUUAACAAUGGCUUCUUUUGCUACUCUUCUCUCUCUUCUCACAAUAGCCCUUCUGUCAUCUUCUUGCACAUCACAGUUCAUCUUACCAAUUGGAAAAGACCCAGUAACCAGUCUCUUCUACACCUCAAUCGGCAUAGGAACACCUCGACACAACUUUGAUGUAUUGAUUGAUCUUGGAGAAUCAAUGCUAUGGUAUGAAUGCAACAAUAACUACACUUCUUCAACCUUCAAUCCUCUCCCUUGUCAAUCCAAACUUUGCCCUUGGAAAAACCAAUGCACUGAAUGCAACGCCCCUUUGAGAUCACCAGGUUGCUCCAACAACACAUGUGAUACUCCCAUAAGCAAUCCAUUCGGUGGUUUACUGUUCUCAGGUGAAACCGGUGAUGAUGUUUUGUUCAUAUCAGAUUCAAAAGUCUCUGGACUAUUUUCUGGUUGCACUGACUCAGACUAUUAUCAUCUUGAUUUUCCUAUAAGUAAAGCCUUUCCUAAAGCUAGAGGAAUAUUAGGCCUCGGAAGGACACAGUUUGCAUUACCAACACAGUUAUCACUAUCUUCUCAUAAACUUCCUCACAAGUUUGCUCUUUGUUUACCAUCUUCAAACAAGAAAGGACUUGGUAGUCUUUUCAUUGGUGGGAUUCCCCAACAAAACUCUUUGUCAAAGUUUCAUCUCACUACUAUUCCUCUUGUUGUUAACCCUUUUAGCACUGCUCCAACAUAUGAUCUAGGUGAGCCUUCUUAUGAGUAUUUCAUAGAUGUGAAAUCCAUUAAAGUUGGUGGCCAAGCUCUCAACUUCAAGACAUCCGUUUUGUCUAUUGACAAAAAGGGUAAUGGUGGAACAAAGAUUAGGAACUUGCAUUCUCACACUCUUUUGCAUAGCUCUAUAUACAAACCUCUUGUUAGAGAUUUUGUUAAUAAGGCUGGUGAUAAAAAUAUAAAGAAAGUUGCAUCGGUUGCACCAUUUGGAGCAUGUUUUGAUUUAACAACUAUUGGUAGGACUGUUACUGGAUUGGAUGUGCCUACUAUUGAUUUGGUACUAGAAGGGGGUGUAGAGUGGACAAUUUAUGGUGGAAAUUCAAUGGUGUUGGUGAAUAAAAAUGUAGCAUGCCUUGGAUUUGUGGAUGGUGGUAAAGAGCCAAGAACAGCUGUUGUUAUUGGUGGGCACAUAUUGGAGGAUAAUUUAUUGGAAUUUGAUUUGGUUUCUUCUACAUUAGGAUUUAGUUCUUCACUCCUAGUUCAUAAUGCAAGAUGUUCCAAUUCAGAUGCUAAGGGAAAUCUUAUUUCAGAUGAGUGAGAUUAUAGGUUCAAGUAAACUUUUGUUAUUUCUGUUUGAACUGAGUGAGUUCUCAUGAUUGUAACUUUUGUCAUUUUCCUUUUUCUUUAUUAUUGUAAUUUAUGUAUUUUUUACUAAGAAUCAAUGAAGUGUAUGCAUUUUCUUUUAA